Marasmius oreades (fairy-ring Marasmius) is the source of this 522-nucleotide messenger RNA. RefSeq lists its product as uncharacterized. The transcript has 4 exons. Bases 1 to 522 code for a protein of 173 amino acids. Gene Ontology annotation, molecular function: transferase activity. Lineage: Eukaryota; Fungi; Basidiomycota; Agaricomycetes; Agaricales; Marasmiaceae. The record is from RefSeq and is a predicted model, not a curated record.
AUGAAAAUCAGCACGUUCGUUAAUCUCCUUCAAGAAGAUCCUAGGCAGAGGUUUCAGUUUAAAGAGGAAACCAGAGGAUGGCCGGAGUCCCAUGUUAAAGAAUUGCUGGUUAGACAUCAUGGGAGGCAUUCUAUCAAGUCUGUGAACGCCGCUAAUAAACGAAUUACUUUGGGAAUGGCGCAUCAAAUGGGUAUUUCUACAGCAAUCUUCUGCACGAAUAUGCAGGGUUGGCGGUCUUUCCGCGAGUAUGGUAUUUGGUCGGAAGAGGACAGCGAACUCAUACGGUUGGUUCGGAGGGUUCCAGAGGUUUACGGUGUAGACAUGCUCGACUCUCAGCCUGUCUUAAUUUCCGUCGACGUCAAGAAAGCACUUUACAACAACAUCAUGUUUUUCAAAUGUCCCGACGGAUCGCUGGUAACAGAAGGUGACGAUCGAGGAUGUUUAAGCCCAGAGUAUUUCCAAGAGGUCAUUACGGUCAACUGGGAGAGAGAAGUUCUGUUGGAUCAGGCUACUGUGCUUUAA